Molecule: messenger RNA, 1315 nt
Organism: Paramecium sonneborni
Lineage: Eukaryota; Ciliophora; Oligohymenophorea; Peniculida; Parameciidae
Source: the annotation of a GenBank genome assembly
AUGAAAAUUUUCAUUAUUAGUACAUUCGCAUUAGGUCUGUACAUAAUAUUUGAUUUACUAUUUAACGAUCAAAUGUGGGAUGCCAAUACUGAACUUACAGUAUAUUUGCAAGAGAACUAAUUUCAAGGAGAAAAAGAAAUAUUUUUAUUUUUUUCCUAUUCUUUAUUUGCAAUGCCAGGAAUUGCAUUGAUUGCCUUUUUGUUUUUCAACAAUAAAUUGGGUGCUUUAAUUUAUUGUUGUUUAGUAUAAGCAAUUUUUGCAGAGAAUUCAGUUCUUAAAAAUAUAUAUCAUCAAGCACGUCCUUUUUUUAUCGAAAACAAAAUAUAACCAUUUGAGUGCAAUAAGGAAUUUGGAAAACCUUCUGGACAUGCAAUGACAUCAUCAGCAAUGUGUUUUUUAAUACCUUAUAUAAUAUUUCCUUCUAUUCUAAAGGAUUAAUAAAAGUAAUUCAAAUUUAUUAAAUAGCUAAAAGUCUCCACUUUAUUUAAAGAUACUAAUAAUGUUUGUCCUCACUAUUUGGACAUUUAUGACAGGAUUUUCAAGAAUUUUCAUGGGUGUUCAUUCUUUAGGAUAAAUAUUAUUAGGUUGGGUUUAUACAGCUUACAACAUUAUAAUUUAUUUGAAUUAUUUUCACAAUCCAAUAAUGAAUUACAUCAGACAAUGCUUAUAGCCAGGAUCAUAAGGAAUUUCUAAUAAGGUUGUUAGUGCAGUUGGAUUAUUUGCUUUUGGAUGGACUUGUUUAUCAAUUUUAUUUUUUGAAUUGAAUAAUAGAAUAUUUCUUGAUGAAGAUGUUAUAAAUCUUUGGCUGGAUGCUUUGUAUAAUAAAUGCUUAAACCAAUAAACUCAUUACAAUAUUAAUAGUCCAUAAGUUUUACAUAAUAUCUGUUUAAGUUUAAGCUUAUAUAUUUGGUUUCCUUUCAGUUUCCUCUUAGGUGUAAAAUUAAGCAAAGGAAUUUACAAUGAAAAUCAAUUUCGCAUUCAUUACAAAUUGCUUACUUUUUGGUAAAAACUUUUUAGAAUUUUGAUCCUCCUAAUAUUGUUAUCAAUUUUAAUCCCAAUUAUUUUUAUCUAAUUCUAAAAUACUUAUGCAGAAGCAUUUGGAAAGGUAAUCAUGAUAAAAACUAUAUAAGUUUCUGACAAUAUCUAUUUUAGGUGGAUUGUUUAUCACUGUUGUUUACUCAAAUAUAUUAAGUUACUUCAAACUUGAAGUAGAUGGUGAUUUCUUAUAGGUAUCCCCGCAAAUUACAUCAAACCCUGAAGGAUAUAAGGAGAGUGAAUUAGGAUAAAUAGUAUUUUGAAUAAUUUUUGAAAUUUG